CAACCACACUUCAUCUUCAACCUCCACCCACCAUCACCCUCCUCCACCCUCCAUUUAUUCUUCGUGACAUUUAUAUAUUUCCGUCCAACUUACUCCCACAAUGUUUAUCCAUUCACCGCCAAAACAUUCUUCAAAGUUCAAACAAAACACAUUCAUGAACCCAAUAAUUCUUAUUCUCUCACUACUAAUCACAUCAUGCAUGUUUUUCCGAUCGGAAUCCACAAGCAGAUCCGAUUUCCCACAUGGGUUUACAUUUGGAACCGCCUCAUCUGCUUUCCAGUUUGAAGGGGCAGUUGAUGAAGGAAAUAAAGGAGUUAGCAUCUGGGAUACUUUUUCGAGGAUACCCGGGAGUAUAUUGGAUUUUAGCAAUGCGGAUCAGGUGGUUGAUCAAUAUCAUCGAUUUAAGAUGACCAAUGUAUAUCUCUACUUGAGGAAUUCUCCAGAGAUCCAGAGCCGAUUGUUGCACAGAACUGUGAAGUUUCUCUAAACACACUGGAUUUUGAAUGAUCCGGCAAACCAAUCGAGGUACCAGGAAGAUUAAGUUUCACUCAUUUUAUACGAAAACUGUAUCGUGUAAAGAGAGACUGGUUUAAUAUAUGUUUUCUUUAGCACCUCUUUAUGCAGGUACCUUAAUUGCAGGAGGCAGCAUGAUGGUUUCACUUUGUUGUGUGUUUUGUUACCAUUGAGUACUAAAUGGCAUACAUUUGGAUAGAGUUUUGAAUGAUUUAGUCAACAGUUCACUU
Messenger RNA from Helianthus annuus (common sunflower), 743 nucleotides. Its product is annotated as putative beta-glucosidase 41. Gene Ontology annotation, molecular function: beta-glucosidase activity. The coding region runs from base 101 to 487 and encodes 128 amino acids. Lineage: Eukaryota; Viridiplantae; Streptophyta; Magnoliopsida; Asterales; Asteraceae. The transcript has 4 exons. Gene Ontology annotation, biological process: carbohydrate metabolic process. The record is from RefSeq and is a predicted model, not a curated record.